AAUUUUAGAAUGCUAAUUGCAAAUUUGCAAGCACCAAUUGAUUGGGGGUCAUGGGGGAGUGAUCGUUAUCGAAUUACGUGAAAACAAAUUCCAAAAUCCUAACACCCAAUCGCUCUGAUUUCUUCUUCUUUCGAAUUCGCCCACCACCGAAAUUCCCACAUUCCAUCGCACACGAAUACAGAGACAUGGGUUUCGUUUCCUUCCUCGGAAGGGUCCUCUUCGCAUCACUGUUCAUCCUCUCCGCUUGGCAAACGUUCAAUGAUUUUGAUGAUGAUGGUGGCCCUGCUGCAGAUGAACUAGCUCCCAAAGUAGCUAUCCUUCAUAGAUUUCUAACCUCAAAGUUCGGCCAUGGAGUGCCAAGAAUUGAUGUUAAGCAUUUUAUUUUGGCUGGAAUGGCCCUUAAAGGACUUGGUGGGAUCGUGUUUGUUUUCGGAAGCUCCACUGGGGCCCAUUUGCUGAUGUAUUAUCUGCUAGUUUCAACUCCCAUUUUAUAUGAUUUCUUCAACUACAAAAUCCAUGAUCCAAUGUGUCACAUGCUCCUAGCAGACUUCUUACAGAAUGUUGCAUUGUUUGGGGCACUUUUAUUUUUUGUGGAAAUGAAGAAGUUAUCUCCAAGGAAAAUGCUAAGGAAGAAGCUUCCGAAGUCUAAGACAACUUGAGUUCAAAUCAUUGUCUUUUUUUUUUUUUUUUUUUUUUUUUCAUUUUGUGCGAAUUUAUGUUUAUAAAUAUGGAAUGCACAAAAUAAGAAUGGAAAUGAAAUGAACUACACGGUCUUAUUCAAAUAAUUUUCAUUGUAAAUUUCUCUAUCUCUAUCAACUUCAAUGGUAUUACUUACAUGACAAAUAUCAUCUGCAUUUUAGA
Molecule: messenger RNA, 861 nt
Organism: Lactuca sativa (garden lettuce)
Lineage: Eukaryota; Viridiplantae; Streptophyta; Magnoliopsida; Asterales; Asteraceae
Source: RefSeq, a predicted model, not a curated record